Fukomys damarensis (Damara mole-rat) is the source of this 1074-nucleotide messenger RNA. RefSeq names its product G protein-coupled receptor 148 (gene Gpr148). The transcript has a single exon. Gene Ontology annotation, biological process: G protein-coupled receptor signaling pathway. Gene Ontology annotation, cellular component: membrane. Bases 1 to 1074 code for a protein of 357 amino acids. The record is from RefSeq and is a predicted model, not a curated record. NCBI's taxonomy places the organism in Eukaryota, Metazoa, Chordata, Mammalia, Rodentia, Bathyergidae. Gene Ontology annotation, molecular function: G protein-coupled receptor activity.
AUGGGGAGCAAGAUGGAGUCCUGCUCCCUGAGCCCUACAGCUGGGCCAACUCCAUUCCAGCUUCUCAGCAAGACACCCUGCACACCACAGGAAGUCGGCAAUGCCUCCCAGGGCCUCAGGGACACGAGAGUGCCCACUUCCGUGCUGCGCUGGCUCUUGCUUCCCUCAAGCCUUCUGGCUGCAGCCACACUGGCCCUGAGCCCCCUGCUGCUGGUGACCAUCCUGCGGAGUCAGCAGCUACGUCACCAGCCCCACUACCUGCUCCUGGCCAAUAUCCUGAUCUCGGAUCUUGCCUACAUUCUCUUCCACACACUCAUCUCCUCCAGUAACCUGGGUGGCUUGGAGUUGGGCCGCAUUGUCUGCGGUAUUCUCAGGGAUGGUGUCUUUGCUGUCUACAUCAGCACCGUCUUGUCCUUCACAGCCACUGUGCUGCAUGCCUACCUGGCAGUCUCUCAUCCUCUGUACUACAUGUCCUUCAUGUCUGGCAAGACUGCCCGGAAGACAGUGGCCAUUAUCUGGCUGGUGGCCUGCUUCUUCCCUACGUUUCUCCUUUGGUUUGCCAAGCAGCAGGAUGCCAAGCUGGAGGUACAAGGGGCCUCAUGCACCCUGCCACUGAGCCUGGACACCAACCAGAAUCACGGCCCCCUCGUCACGAUCACCCACGCCUGCACCUUGUGUGUUCUCUUUCUCUGUGCAGCUCUCAUCACCUUCUGCUUCUGGAGGAUUUACAUCGAGGCCAGGCCUUCCGGUGUGUGUGCACAGGGCUACUCCCGAGCCAGGGGCACCCUGCUCAUCCACAUGGUGCUGAUCACACUGUAUGUUGGUGCAGGGGUGGUGUUCUCCUUGGAUGUGAUGCUGACCAAGUACCACCACAUCAGUGCUAGCACUCAUUCAUGGAUCCUGGCAGCCAACAGUGAAGUGUUCAUGAUGCUUCCCCGUGCCAUGCUCCCAUACCUGUACAUGCUCCGCUACCGACCACUUCUGGGGGUGGUCCGGGGCCACUUCUCACCCAGGAGGCAGGGAGACAUCUAUACCAUUUCGCAAACCUACCAAGUCCACAAUUCUUCAGGCUGA